GAUACGCCUCAAUACUGGUACGUAAACUUCCAUUCAGUUUCCUAUUCCCAUAUUAUAAUAAUUUAAAACUAUAUUUUAAACAGGUUUCUUUGAAAAUUUGCUUAGAAGAUAAGCCUGCAGCCGACAUUGCCCAAGUCUAUAUAAGACCCAUACUUUAGCAAUUCCAACAUAUAUAAAAAAGAGAAAACCAACUCAGCCAUUCUAUUUAACAAGAAAAAAAGAAGAAGGUAUUGUAUUGUUGGCAUGGCAAAGAUCAAAGACGGUUCGCUACUUAGCCGGUUGAGACGAGCCGUAAAUAAAGUGAAAUUCGUGUUAAGUUUCAAGAUAAAUAGCCUCUGGGGUCUCGUACCAAUGCUUGGUUGUUCUUCUUCUUCCUCAGCUCUUCGGUUCAGUUUCAACGAUAGACCCGGUUUAGCAGCGGCUUGUGCCGAGGAGAAUGAAUCGGACUCAGCCUGUUCUUCAAGAGGAGCGUUGUAUAGAGCCGGGAGUUAUGAUCCAUCUUCAGACGAAGAUAUUGACAACAAAGCUGAGACUUUCAUAGCUAAUUUCUACAAGCAGCUUAAGAUUGAGAGACAAAUCUCUUUGGAACUUAAAUACUUGGGUAAUAAUCAGAGUUUCAACUAUAGGUCACCUUAGCUUUCAUACUUUUAUUUAUUCAUUCGUUCAUUUGUUGUAAUAAUAAGAUCCUAAAAUUUCAUUGGGUCUUGGUUGAUGAUGGGGCCUGCUAUAUUUUUGUGGUUAGGCUUCACGUAUCAUCAUUACAUUUUAUAAUGUUGAUUGUUGAAUGUAAUGAUCACAUAAGAGAAAAUUGUCUUGAUGUAAUUAAUGUCAUUUGAUGGAUUUGCAUAUCUCAAGCAUUUGUUUUGUUUUGUU
Molecule: messenger RNA, 873 nt
Organism: Brassica napus (rape)
Lineage: Eukaryota; Viridiplantae; Streptophyta; Magnoliopsida; Brassicales; Brassicaceae
Exons: 1
Coding region: 244-636 (130 amino acids)
Source: RefSeq, a predicted model, not a curated record